Molecule: messenger RNA, 2640 nt
Organism: Neospora caninum
Lineage: Eukaryota; Apicomplexa; Conoidasida; Eucoccidiorida; Sarcocystidae
Exons: 5
Coding region: 1-2640 (879 amino acids)
Source: RefSeq, a predicted model, not a curated record
AUGGGAGACCUCGAUAGCAAUCUGGAGGAAAGCCUCAGGCGGCUGAUCAUCGGCACGCGGUUCCCAGAUCAAGAGCAGUGCGGCUCUUCGAUGCCGAGCGACUUCACGCCCGCACCUCCGCGCCUGUUCGACAAUGCCCCUGGGCCAUGCAACGCGUACUUCCCUGCUCCGGGAAACCCGCCUCUGCCGGAUCGGGUGUCGCCAAAAAAUGCAGUUCCGCCGCAGCCUCCUCCCACGAACCACGGCUCUUUUCCACGCAUUCCAGAGCCACCUUUCGGGGAUUUUUUCUCAGGCUUACCGUCGUUCCCUUCCGACUUGACGGCGCUCUGCGUAGGUGCCGGGCACCACGUGCUCUCAGCGCCUUCGGCUCCGCCCAAGCACGACUGCGAUGGCUCAAGUGUUGGCCGCUGUGAACCCGCAGAGAGUGCCGGCGACAAACACAGCGUAGACCGCACUCGGCUGCCUUCUCUGAAGAAGGGUAGCGACCGGCCUCGGAGCAACGGGGCAUACCCAGCCUCUGCGCCUGACAGCCGCCAGCACGCGUACCUCCCCGAACAGAAGGCGCCGACGGAGGGGAGUCCUACGGCGUCAUGUUCCUCCAAAUCGCAGCCUGCUCCUCCGCCCUCUGCGAUGCUCAACAAUUCGGGUGCGACGCGAACACCUGGUCCGCCGCCUUCGUUAGCGCUGCCCCCAGAAAUCAUGAACAGUGGGAGAGACGCGUGCGUCCUGGUGACGCUGCCGCUGUGCUUGCCUUACGGGAAGAUCCUUAAUGUCUGUGGAGAGUCGGAGACAAGCUGUUGCAAGCGAAACUACUACUGCAUCAGUCCGAAGCUGAACUACGCCGCGUGGAAACUCUUUGCACACUCCGGCGGCAUCUGCGAUACGUACGCAGCUGCGCUGCACGUGGAAGUCGCCAUCAUCCACGUGCCCGAACCCCUUCUUCCUCAAGUCGCCGACCUCUUCAUGAAGCACGCCGCGCAAGCAGACUUCCACUUCGACAGCCCUCUCCAACUCAAGUGCGGGAAUCUUCAGGAGAGACCGGCACCCGUCAGGGCGGGAGGAAAAGUCCUGACUCUCGAGUGCUUCUUCGGCGACCAACAAGAGCGAAAGAAGCUGGCCGCCAUUGAACACUUUCUUAGCUGCUUCCGAACCGAGCUGGAAUACCUCAUAUCUGCGCACCGGCCUCACCGAUCCGGUCACUCCGGAAGGAAACCGAACAUUUGGCGACUUUCCAGAAACCAGCCAGGUUGGCGAAACGGCGGCCAUCACCGGGGACCGCGACUCGAUGUGACAGUCCGAGCUUUCCAGCAGCAAGGGUCGCAGCCUGCGACUGCGGGGAGCGGAAUCCAAGAAGCAAAUGGGCUCGUUGCUGAUGUGUGCGCGAGCGAAAUCCGAUUGGUAACGACGCGGAGUUACGGCCAGCUUACCACCAAGGCAGAUCCGCGAUUCGCUGAGAGCAAAGUUGGGACGCGCUGCCUUCUCCGAGCUCAGCGGACCACCGGAUCGAAGACCGGGUUCACAGUGCCGUGUCGGAAAGUGUUUGCGCCCCAACAAGUGCCUGAAGUUUUGCCUCUCGUCUUCCGGCCAGGUUCGCUGAUCAGUCAAGAGCAGCAGCGAGCCUGCGUGGAGUGGGAAGUGACGCAUCGCAUGGAAAAAGAAGCCGUCGCGCCACGGCGUGCGGACCCGCCUUCGGCUCCGCUGUCUUCACUGCCAGCGGGAAAGGCGCACCACUCCGGCGCCCCAGGCGCGGGACUGUCUCUGCCUGCAGUGUCUCUCCCCGGCCUCAGCAUUGAAGGCGACCUGGGAAGUGUGCGCGGCUGCGAGGACUCGGACGUGUGUCUCAGCCUGUACGGGCGAAGCCCCGCUGGAGACUCCAGCAGCACCCGGGAAAGCGGCGGAAGUUUGUCCCCGCCAGCUAGCCACGGCCGGGAAGGCAGCACGCCAGGCAGUUCCAAGCAAUCUGACCCGCCCGUCACGUUGCUGAGUCGCCUUGGCUAUGUGCCGUGGAGAGGCGGAGACCUCGGAUCUGAGAGCCGAGUCGUUGCGCCCCACGAUUUGGCGAAAGAUGACCUUCUCUUGAACGCCUCAGCGGACUCAGCUGCUGCACAGGCUUUGGACCUCGGCGCCUGGCCGGCCCCGGCUGCGUCGACGGCGCUGCCCAGGAGCGCGGAGCAGAGCGGCAACUUCCCGACCCCCGACGGGGCUCGCUUGCCUGUCCAGUCCCAGGAUUUGUGGGUCUUUCUGCCCGCGUUGCUCGACGCGCUGCGAGCAGGACGAGACGUGGGUCGCGAGGCGGGCGUGCCGGAAGCCGAGAAGGAUUUGGGAGUCGGCGGCGACGAGAGAAGGGAAGACUGGAGCGGACGCGGGCGGCAUCGCGGCUCUGUUGGGUCUUGCCACUCGCAAGGCAGCACAGGGAUGGGAGCCCUGUCGGAUCGGAGCGCUGCCUCGGCGUUUCCCUACGUCUUCGACGGGUUUGGUCCCGCCGCGCGGUCUGUGGGAAUGGAGAUGCAGAGUGGAAUGGUCCCAGGUUCUCAGGCCGUGCCGCCGCGCCGUGACGUUUUUUCGUCCUCUCACGACGCGUUGAACGAGUUCUUGCUGUCGCUGACUUCAACGCCCUCUUCAGCGGAUUCGCAUUCGUGA